AUGAAGUAUUCAAAAAUCUCAGAUGAAACAAGAUUGGCCUUUAUCAAUAAAGUAGAAUAAGGAGUCUGUACUAUUAAGUAGGCAGCCAAGUAAUUUGGAAUUAAAUUUUCAACUGGCAAAGCCAUUCUAUCAUUGUAUAAACAUGAAGGCCGUAUUGGAAAAAAACAAAAGAGAAUCAGAAAAAUAAAGAACCAAAACUAACUAAAUCAAAGAGAAACAGUGAAAAACAUAAAGGAAGAAACCUUUUCUAAUGUGAAACAAGGUUAAGAAAUUAAAAAUGGCUAAAAUAGUUAUUCUUAAUUUAACUCUAUUGUUCAAUCAUACAACAACUACUAACAAUGGGUUAAUAUCAAUAUUUGGCUACACUGCUUGUCUGGAAUGAGUUUCCCCAGCCUUGGAAGUCAAGGAAAUGGAUUUUGA
This is a messenger RNA of Paramecium octaurelia, 420 nucleotides long. Lineage: Eukaryota; Ciliophora; Oligohymenophorea; Peniculida; Parameciidae. The record is from the annotation of a GenBank genome assembly.